Molecule: messenger RNA, 1389 nt
Organism: Aegilops tauschii subsp. strangulata
Lineage: Eukaryota; Viridiplantae; Streptophyta; Magnoliopsida; Poales; Poaceae
Product: probable carboxylesterase 7
Molecular function (GO): hydrolase activity
Source: RefSeq, a predicted model, not a curated record
AAACCCGACCCGCACCAGAUCUCUCCAGAUCCCAUCGCCAGCUCUCUCUCUCUCCGUAACAGCGACCUGCCAACAAACGGACCAGAAAAUGCCAAUUUCUGCUCCAGAGUCGUCGGGACGAUUGCUGUGGGCAGCUCUCCUCGUCGCUCCGCUCGCCGCUGUGCUCUACCAGUUCCCGAUCCAAAUCCUAAAUCCCCGCGCCCCGGAGCCGAAGGCCGCGCCCGCCACCGCCGCCAUGAACGCCGGCGCCGAGCUGGAGCUGGAGUACGACAUGCCGGGCGUCCUGCGCGUGCACAAGAGCGGCCGCGUCGAGCGCUUCGACGGCGUCGAGACCGUCCCGCCCUGCCCCUCCGGGGACCCCGCCAACGGCGUCGCUUCCAAGGACGUCGUCCUCGACCCCGCGGCCAACAUCCACGCCCGCCUCUACCUCCCCUCCGCCGUCGCCGCCACGGAGCCAGGCAAGAAGCUCCCCGUCGUCGUCUUCUUCCACGGCGGCGCGUUCUUCGUCCACACCGCCGCCUCCCCGCUCUACCACAGGUACUGCGCCUCCCUCGCCGCCGCGGUCCCCGCCGUCGUCGUCUCGGCCGACUACCGUCUCGCCCCGGAGCACCCCAUCCCGGCCGCCUACGACGACGCCUUCGCGGCCCUCAAGGCGGUCGUCGGCGCGUGCCGCCCGGGCGGCGCCGAGCCCUGGCUCGCCGCGCACGGCGACGCCUCCCGCGUCGUCCUCGCGGGCGACAGCGCCGGCGCCAACAUGGCGCACGCCACGGCGAUACGGCUGGGGAAGGAGCGCAUCGACGGCUACGGCGGCAAGGUCAGCGGCGUGGCGCUCCUGAACCCCUACUUCUGGGGGAAAGAGCCGGUGGGCGGGGAGCCGACGGACGCCGGGUACCGCGGCGGCUUCGAGCGCGCGUGGGAGGUCAUCUGCAGCGGCAAGUUCGGGCCCGACCACCCGUACAUCAACCCGGCGGCGUCCCCGGAGGAGUGGAGGCGGCUCGGGAGCGGCCGCGUGCUGGUCACCACGGCGGAGCACUGCUGGUUCGUGGAGCGGGCGCGCGCGUACGCGGAGGGGGUCAAGGCUUGCGGGUGGGACGGCGAGCUCCAGUUCCACGAGGCCAAGGGCGAGGCGCAUGUCUACUUCUUGCCCAAGUACGACUCGGACACCGCCGUCAAGGAGCUCGCCAUGGUGGCGGAUUUCGUCAGGCGCUGUUGAGAUUCUGCUUCUUCGCCCGGGGAAUGAUUCGGCAGCAAAGGAGCACACAGUUUGUGAUGUAUUUCAUGCUUUUUCUGUUAUAAAUUUGUAUGAAGUUCAUAAGAAAGGUUGAUGAAUACUUCUAAUGAUUACAAUUAACACGAAGCAAGGGAUCAAUAUUUGCAAUGGCAACAAAA